Molecule: messenger RNA, 291 nt
Organism: Cooperia oncophora
Lineage: Eukaryota; Metazoa; Nematoda; Chromadorea; Rhabditida; Trichostrongylidae
Source: the annotation of a GenBank genome assembly
AUGGCAGUGAAGUCAAAGAAGGCCGCAACGGGACGUGCAAGAGGUCGACCAACAAAAGCCAUCAAAGAUGACGAAGUCAACGGAGCAGAGAAGACUACUGUAGCAAAGCCAGUCAAAACGAUAGAAAAAGCGAGUUCCGGAAAGAAGCGUGGACGUCCAGCUGGCAGUGGUAAGAAGAAGUCCGGACGAAAGCCAAAGAAGAAGAAGGCCCAGAGCGAAAGUGAAGAAAGCGAAAAAGAGGUAGAAGCCAUGGACGGUAACGUAAGCGAUGAUGAGAAAGAAGACGAGUGA